Messenger RNA from Venustampulla echinocandica, 558 nucleotides. RefSeq lists its product as uncharacterized. The coding region runs from base 1 to 558 and encodes 185 amino acids. The record is from RefSeq and is a predicted model, not a curated record. Gene Ontology annotation, molecular function: peroxidase activity. NCBI's taxonomy places the organism in Eukaryota, Fungi, Ascomycota, Leotiomycetes, Helotiales, Pleuroascaceae. The transcript has 5 exons.
AUGGCAAUAACUUGGACUUUGAACAACGUCGUCCACGCGCUGACCACCGUACUCAACCUCAACGAGUCGAUUGCUACUAUCAUGUGGCAACAAGCCAUAAUUGCUAACCCAGAGCCCAAUGCCACCUUCUUCACUCUGCAAGCUAGCACAACUUCUCUCGAUCAGCUCAAGGUGCACAAUCUCUUGGAACACGAUUCCAGCUUGAGUCGAUCUGACGCCUUCUUUGGCAACAACCACGUCGUCAACCAAACCAUCUUCGACACCUCAAAAGCCUACUUCACCGACGAGACAAUGACAGCUACAAACUCCGGGUACACUUUCACUAAGACUAACAAGGCUUUCAGUCUCGGUGAGAUGGCGGCGCUUAUUCUGAUGUUUGGUGAUUUGCCGACUGCAACGGUCAAUCGCACGAUUGUGGAGUUUUUCUUUGAGAAUGAGCGACUCCCUUCCUCCCUCGGCUGGACGAAGCAAGCAAACUCCAUCACGCCUGAGGAUGUCACUAGGAUGUCUCAAAUCGUUAGCAAUGUCACUAGUCUCAUCACGGCCCAUCAUCGCUAA